Nothobranchius furzeri (turquoise killifish) is the source of this 6738-nucleotide messenger RNA. Its product is annotated as sprouty-related, EVH1 domain-containing protein 2. Lineage: Eukaryota; Metazoa; Chordata; Actinopteri; Cyprinodontiformes; Nothobranchiidae. Gene Ontology annotation, molecular function: protein kinase binding. The record is from RefSeq and is a predicted model, not a curated record. Gene Ontology annotation, cellular component: membrane. Gene Ontology annotation, biological process: negative regulation of MAPK cascade; multicellular organism development.
CCCCUCUCCACCUCCUCCUCCCUCCUCCCUUCCCCAGAGUCGUUGGAUCUGCUCGGCCUCCUGCAAUCCAACAUGGAGUAGAGAGAGAUGGGGCUCUAGCGGGGCCACCCCUCGGCAACAAACAAGCGACGACGCGCUUUUUACGCACAACUGAAAACAGAAUAGGUGAAAACAUGCGCCUUAGGACCUGAAAACGGAUCUUGGUGCCUUGUGUGUGUAUGCGUGUGUGUUUGAGGAGGGGGGGGUUAGGAAGAAUCAGAAGCUGGAUUUGGCAACCAAAAUUGUCAAUAUAGGCUAUAUGCUGUGUGUGUGUGUGCGCGCGCUUUGGGUAUUAAAGUUCAAGGCAAGCAGGGGGGCUUUGGAUCUAGAAGAACCAGCGUGGCUCCAGCAGGAAGGAGAAGGGAGAGCUGAGGAAAAGAAGAAGGCAGUCGCAGCCAGUCGAGGGCAAAGCCAGAGAGCCGACACUCGCACAAAAGGCGCACACUCAAGGGGGAUUUAUGCGGAAUCGGAGGUGGAAGAAUGACGAGUGAAAAGUAUGCAACCGCCUUGGUCCAAUACCUGAGGUGAAACGAAAAAAUGAUAGAAGAAACACACCCGAACGACGACAGCUACAUCGUGCGUGUGAAAGCGGUGGUGAUGACGAGGGACGACUCGAGCGGUGGUUGGCUGGCCCAGGACGGGGGAGCCCUCAGCAGGGUGGGGGUAUGCCGCCUCCUUCCGACGGAUCUGACCCCCAUCCUAGGCUCUGGCAAAUCCCAGUUCCUUAUCCGAGGAGAACGGCUGCGAGACAAACAGGUGAUCUUGGACUGUCCGCUGAGGAAGGACCUGGUGUACACCAUUGCGAUGCCAACAUUUCACCACUGGAAAGUGGAGGACAGGAGGUGUGGUCUGUCCUUCCAGAGUCCAGCUGAUGCCAGGGCCUUCGACAGAGGAGUUCGGAAAGCCAUCGAGGAUUUGGCUGAAGGUUCCACUACUUCCUCCACAGCACUCCAGAAUGAGAGUGAACUGGGGGACGAUGACGUCUUUACUAACAACACAGACAGCUCAUCCAACUCCUCUCAGAAGUUGGACGGCUCUCUGCAGCUGCUCGAGUCCUCGCCUCUUCCGCAGAGACACAAGUGCGUGCCAGGACAUCGUCACGACCUGCACGACUCGUACCGGCUCACUGACCACUACUACUUGGACACGUCAUUGUCACGGAUUCCCCGCCAUGUCACAUUUGAGGAUGAGGAAAUUGUCCGGAUCAACCCACGGGAGCGCAGCUGGGAGCGAAACACGGAGCGUCACCUUGGGCGCCACUCAGACCGGCCCUGGCACACUGGUUAUGAGGACUACCGACAUGCAGUCAUGCGUGACAAAUUCAUCCACACAGACGACUCUGAGUCCUACGUCCACUUUGAUAAGACGGAGGCACAGAAGCAUGACUACACCUAUCCACUGGCGCCAGCCUUGUCACCCUCGGACUCUGACCCUGCCCUUGGACCCUUAACCGGUAAGGGCCACAGCGGCUCCUACCAUCAAGGCUUUCCCUCUGUGGUCUCCAUCCAGCCUCGCUCCUCGUUCUCAAUUGGCAGGAAGGGACGGAAGGACAAAGAAAUGGAGCGUGCUCAGUGUGAGCACUGCGGCGAGGCCUUUCACGUCUCGAACAACCGGAGAGGCCAGUGCCAGGAUGCUCCAGACCCGGUGCGGGCGUGCAUCCGACGGGUUAGCUGCAUGUGGUUGGCAGACACCAUGCUGUACCACUGCAUGUCCGACCCAGAGGGGGAGUACUCAGAUCCUUGCUCCUGUGACGGGGGCGAGGGCAGCGGCGGAGGCCGUCUUGGCACGCGCUGGUUAGCUCUGCUGGGCCUGUCUGUGGUGGCGCCGUGCCUUUGCCUCUACCCACCGCUCCACGCGUGCCACCGGGCGGGGCUUGCAUGCGGCUGCUGCGGUGGUCGACACAAGGCCCUGAGCUGAGAAGCCAAACUUGGAGUCCUCUUAGAGGAAACUAUAAAAAAAACCUAAAACCCAACGCAAGCACAGGGAAAGGGACGGAUGGGGAAACGCCCACAGGAGGGGGACAAGUGGUCGCGGCUGCUUGCUCUCUUGCCUUGGUUUUUCUGAGUUUCUCUACAAAUUCCAGACACUGAAAUAAGCCAAAUAAGAAAAAAAUACUGUUGGUGCAUUUUUUGAACAGCCUGGGAAGAUAAGCUCCCCCUUACGGCAGACCGUUCUCUCCGCUCUCCACGUGGUCAUUUCAUGCUCUGUUUCUAAUGGGAGAGCAGUCUUUUUCAGGGGGCCUUUUUUAUAGUCAGCCUAUAUGUCAUGUAUCACAUAUGCAGGUACUUUAUAUUGUUAUAUUUGUACUACGACUCAGAGUCAAACAACUUGAAUUGUUUCUGUUUUUGUAUUUUUUUUUUUCCUUUUAUGUUUGUGUGGCUAUUUUCUUUUUCUUAACAUCAGGCCCGCUCAGUUAAGCUCCAGAUAACAGUGGAAUCAAACACUACACUUCUGUGUGUGUGUGCGCGUGUGUGUGUGUGUGUGUGAGAGAGGCCUGUUGUCUGCUCUGCAGCUGUAGUAAAGUCUGUGUACAUAGUCUCCAUCGUUUUCUACCAUCAGCAUCUUCUCUGCUCAUGCUAACAAGCGCGGUACUCAUCUUAAUCUUCGAAUAUUCCAAAGAUUCGUGUUUUUAUCCUAUUUAUUAGAUGCUUAUUAUUAUGAUUAGGUUAGAUGCUGAGUUGUGAUUCAGCCACUGAAUUAGAUCGUGCUAAGAUAAUCCACCAUUCGUCUCCCUGCUUCUUUCACACUAUUUCCAAACAGUGCCUCGAACUCACCUUAACCCACCGAGUCGUGCUACUCCAGUCUACCUUUCGGCUAAUUUUUCUUGGCAAACACUUGAAGCGGCGUGAGAUUUUGAAGGCUCUGAUUUCCUCGCUCUUGUUGAACCUCAGCCAGAAGUUUGUCUUGUCACGUCAAAGACUGAAAACUCAAUCAGAUGCCAUUAAAACUGGUGCUCAUAUGCCUUAAAGAGAGAAGUUUCCUUCUUAAACUUCCCCCGUCUCUCUGAAGAUGUCUGCAGUGGUCAAAAGAUGGGAAGAAGGAGCGUAGUUGUGGCUCUAAUCAUUCAGCCUCACCAUGUGAUACUUAAUUAAAUUAUUUUUGUAACUAAAAGAAAUGAUCAAGUAUGUCAGCUGUAUAGACUCUAGUUUGCCUGCGACGUACAAUCAGCAUCAUCCUCCCUCAAGUGCUCACUGGUCACACAUGGAAAAGCAGCAAAAAUCUAAAUAAAGUUGACUAUUGGUUACUCCCCAAACCAAGGUUGGAAAGUAGAUUUUUACUUGUGCAACAUCUCAUGAGUUUAAAUUAUUUCACUUUUUGCUCUUUUGCUUUUUUAGUUUUGUAUUUCAUUCAAUUUAAUUAUCAUAGGUACACCCUGAAGGCUUAAAAAUAAACAUUUGACAUAGUACAGAUGUACUUUAGCAGGAUUUCUGUCGGAUGUGAUGAUUAGUCAAAAUCUGUUGUAAAAACAGAUUAAAUGGGAUCAAACAGACCAUUUAACAAACCUAAAUCCUAGAAUACCACACCUCUUUAUGCAGAUAUUCUUUUAAAGAGCAAGUCACCCCCAAAUAAACUUUUUUUGCUGAUAAACUACAUAAAUAGUGUCUAAUUGUGCUGCAGACACAUGUAGUCAAUAAUUUGGCGCUUCAGUGCAUCUUAGGCCCUGUCCACACAUAGCCGGGGAUCUGCCAAAACGUAGAUAUUUUUCUACGUUUUGGCCUGUCAUCCACACGAAAACUGAGUUUUUUUACACGAAAACGGAUCUUUUUAAAAACUCCGGUCAAAGUGAAGUUCUGCGUUUUCUCCGUUUUGGGUGUCUGCGUGUGGACAGACAAAACCGGAGUUUUAAGGUCCACAACGUCACUUUCUGCGACAAAAAAAUGCUGACAUCACGUGUGCGACCUGUGUUUACACUAGCCGACAGCAUGGAUGUCCUCAGAGCUGCGCUCUUUAUCAAUUGUCCAAGCGCUUUUUGCUUGUUUGUUUUUGCAAGCGGAAUUACUGCUCCUUACGGAAGACCACAGACGAAGGACGAGGUUAAGAACGGGGGAAGUACUGCCGCCUACAGGUCUGGCAUGUCCUUAACAACGUAUUUAUCCGGGUACAUGUGGACAGUUUUUUUUUUUAAAACGAGGUGGUGUGGAUACAAGUUUUUGGAGGGGCGGAUAUUCGUUUGUUUUUUUUUAAACCCGGCUACGUGUGGACUAGGCCUUAGUUAAAAUUUAAAUAUUCUGCCUAAAACUGUCAGUGUUGUGCUGUUGUCAGGUAAAAACUGCACUGUAUUUGAAUUUAAAUCUGCCACCGCUAUUGGCUAAGAGGUAUGCUAUGAUGUAAACUGGUACAUUAUGAUGUCACAAUGCUGUCGUGAGCCUGUGUGUGUGUGUGUUUGUUAGCAGCUCCGCCCUCUCGGUCUGCCAGGCAACAGCAUUUGUUGCAUUUUUCAAACAUGAAGUGGGAGUGGAGUUAAGCUUGGUUUAUGCUUGACGCAUUCACUUUCCGCGCGGUGAUGCGGCUCGCGGCUGGAACGCGCUUCACAACUCGCAGCGUUUAUGGUUUGUGCGGCUCGUCUCUGCGGUGAGCCAAUAUUCUCCCAAACUGAACGGGGCAGCAUGGAGCUCUACAGCAUGCAUCCAACACUACACCAUAGUAGAAGUAGAAAUCACUGUUUACAACAUGGUAUUUCAGCAUUUUUAACAGCGUUCUCGUCUUUUCCGACAGUGCGAGCUAUUUCUCUCCAAGAAUUAUUAACAACAUGUUGAUCACGGUGAUCUCUGAGAGCUGAAUCAUACAAAUGUCUGUAUUUACGAACCUCUGCCGUGCCGGUCCGCCAUGUUUUUCCGCGUCCGACCGUCUGCGUGGUUAGAAAUUUUCCGAGGUGCGCUUUGCGGAAGUCUUGGGCCGUGCGGAGACGCGGUGGAGGGGCGUGGUUGUUAAAAUGACGCAACUUUUCCGCGCGGAGCCGUGCGGACCUCGCGGACGCGUCAAGCAUAAACCAACCUUUAGACUCUGGUAGGGGUUGACUUGCUCUUUAAAUGUUUGUUUUGCCCUAAAAGUCAUUAUUCCUACAGAACUAAUGAUAAAUUCCAGCCAUUUGGGAACUCUGCUGCUAAUUAAACAGAAUCCAUGGAAAUAAUGUGAUGUCGGUGAAGUUUAACUAGCUCCACUCAGACUAGCCUGCAGCUCGUUAGUCCAGUCAGAACUAAUCACAGUUUUUUAACCCGAGGUUGUUCAAAAGAGCUACCCACAACCUGUUAGGUAAUACAUGUUAACAUUUCCAUAGAAAUUCACUUUUACAGAUCAGAACUAGAAAAAGAGAAAAUAUGUCAUUAGUAAAAAUCAGACCUUUUAGAUGAAUUGAUGAUAAAUUAUGUUAAAUGUUAAUUAAAUCCACCUAAAGGGCAAAGAAAAGGACUUUAAGGGGCCCUUCCCUUAAUGGUCAAUGAUAUUUCAGUGAAGCUCCACAAAAAAAUUGACAUGUAGACUCUGUUUAAUUUUUUUUUUGUUUGAUGUAACUUUGAACAGGAUUGAGCUGCCUUCCCUUUGUAAUUAAUAAUAAUAAUAAUAAUAAUAAUAGCUUCAUAAUUGCACCACAUUAUUAAAGAAAGUCAAACUGUUCUUUUAUGACCAAAAUUUUCUGCUGAAAAUGAGAAACAACUGGCUGGAGCCACAUGUGACCGGCGUGUGCUAUCCAUCUCAGCCCUGCAGCAUUACCCCCCACCCCACCCCCCGUGCCAGAUUUGGUGCAUCAUCAGAAGCUCAAAGGAGUAAAGGCAGAUGCCUCGGCAGAAUUAAAACAGAAACAGAAAAUUUCCCACUGCGCGCAGGGAGUUCUGGUUUACAAGCUCAAAAAGAUCUCUGCAGCCAUCCCGUCACGCUCACCUCCACCUCUCGGGGGGCAGAAGCUGACAUGUGGCAGGGAACACAAUAAGCUUUUCCUUUUUUCAAGAUGAAAAGAUGCAGGAUGUCAGUGGAAUUCCUGGGAGAAGACGAGAAGUCCCAAACACAUUUGAAAAUCUGUAAACAUUUAAAGCCCGAUUGUUUUGCCAAGGAAAUGUCCAUUACUGUAGAAAAUAGAGAAUGCUCAAGGAUGUCCUUUUUCCUCUUUGUGUCUGUUUCACACAUCCUGUCCCGCUCGUCUGUCACCCGUGUGUGGGUGUGCGUCCUCAAACCCCCCUUUUUCUCCUUGAUCCAAAGCUACUGUCACAUCCUGACACCUUUCUGUUAGAACCAGAACCAUAGAUGGUGCUGUGUAUCAGGGACAGGGCCAAUCCAAUUGGACCGUGCGUGCAUGCGACUCCUUUAUCUCCGUUUUGUCUCGUUUUAAUAGUGAUCUCACACGUCAGAGCCAUUUACAAGUGCCUGAAUGCAGCAUCAUUAUCUCGUUGUGUAUUUAAAUUUAAAAUGAAAAACAUUUGAGAAAUCACUCUGUACUAAAUUGGAUCCAUUUUUUACACUUACUAUUUUUACCUCUGUAAAGAAAAGAGCAAAAAUUAUAUAUAUCAAGUGUAUGUUGUACAUUUUUAUUUCUAUUAUUUUUUUUAAUAACUGUUUCUAACAUGUACGAUGGAUGUAGCUCUUGCUCUCGAGAAGGAAAAGGAAAUGCUUUGUAGAUACUGGAGUGGCUUGGUCUGUGAGAAAACUAAAGUGAAAUGUGUGUCUUACCUUCUGCCUCUAAUAAAAUGAGAGAACACAGAGAAACCA